AUGGCUGCUGAGUUCGCCGACCCUGACGACGAGCAGUAUGACUCUCUCUUGCAGCGUGCACUGACUUUGCUUCUCGCGCCUGUCCGUAUCCUGACCUCCCGCACCGCUGUCAAAGCCUAUCUCAGUACCUUUCUUUUCCUGACCGCGUCAACCAUCCUUAUCACUGUGUCCUCGACCGCAUACGGACUAUUUUACUACAAGUACAUCCCUCAGAUCAAUCUUGAGCGGGAGCUCUACUUACAAUAUAUCGAUGGCGCGUACCCUUAUGCGAUCACGGCCUUGGACACUUCGGCGUUGGUAUCGCAGCAAGCAUAUGAUGUGGAAUUGAUCGUGAACAUGCCCAGAACACCAGUCAACCUUGAGGCCGGGAAUUUCAUGCUGGACUUGUCACUGCUUGGUCCUGGCGUCAAUGCAAAGAACCUCCCAAACAGUGUGACAUCCUGGUUGACCAACAUCACCUCAGACAAUGUCCGAUACCAUUCUCGCCGCCCCGCCAUUCUCCCAUAUUCCUCGCCCAUACUAUCAAUAAGUCACACAUUUUUGCACUUGCCGUGGCAUCUAUUGAACCUACGGGAUCUGGAUGCCUCGCACUUGGUCGUGCCCAUGUUUGAAAAGCUCUCUUUUCCCCGAGGAACACGUCAUAUUCCAACGCAUGCGAGACUGGAACUUCAAUCUACCACCGUCCUGCAGGUGUACGAUGUCAAACUGGCUUUCCGGGCCAAAUUCCAGGGUUUGCGGUAUUUGAUUUACAACUACCGUAUCACUGCUUUCAUGAUUUUUACUGCCGCAUUCUACACAGUCAGUGUUGCCACUAUGGCACUUGCCUGGGCAGCCAUCUCGACAUUGAUAUCACCCGGCGAGAAGCAGAGCCAAAAAAUGCAGAACCUCAAACAACAAGGGCAGAUCAAAGCAGAGCCGGAAUCUGCUUCGGCUGCCACAGUCAAGAUGGAAGAUGACGCCGAGUCUUCGACACACGGGUUGUCGUUAUCCAAUCUCUCUGAUACCGCUACACACUUUCCAACACUAAAAGGACAACCAGGACUGAGCUUUUCCAGCCGCAACCCGCUACCGGAGUCUGGAGUAGGUACUGGCGAAGAUGAUAGCUUGGCACAAGUGAUUGGCCCUGGAGAGGCAGCCGAUGAUGAAGAUGAGAUUGCGGAGGCGGAGGAGAUUCGCGGUAGACCAUUUGAAGGAGACUCUGGCAUCGGUACAAGCAUGGAGAGUGAACACGCCUCCUCGGCACUUUUCAGGAGACGAAGUUCAAGAGGCGGCACCUACAAACGAGUCUAA
This is a messenger RNA of Capronia coronata CBS 617.96, 1290 nucleotides long. RefSeq lists its product as uncharacterized. Bases 1 to 1290 code for a protein of 429 amino acids. The transcript is spliced from 2 exons. Gene Ontology annotation, biological process: lipid droplet organization; lipid storage. NCBI's taxonomy places the organism in Eukaryota, Fungi, Ascomycota, Eurotiomycetes, Chaetothyriales, Herpotrichiellaceae. Gene Ontology annotation, cellular component: endoplasmic reticulum membrane. The record is from RefSeq and is a predicted model, not a curated record.